Athalia rosae (coleseed sawfly) is the source of this 4346-nucleotide messenger RNA. Its product is annotated as late secretory pathway protein AVL9 homolog. Bases 916 to 2934 code for a protein of 672 amino acids. The record is from RefSeq and is a predicted model, not a curated record. Gene Ontology annotation, cellular component: cytoplasm. The transcript is spliced from 10 exons. NCBI's taxonomy places the organism in Eukaryota, Metazoa, Arthropoda, Insecta, Hymenoptera, Athaliidae.
AUGCUAAGAUCAUAAAAAAAAAAAAAUUUCCCAACCUACCCUAAUGUAUAUUCAAAUUUCACAAAAUUAAUUGAUCAUUUAGGUUUGUUGAACGUGCAGCAGAAAGUCAACAACUUUGACCCUUACAGAAGGAUUGUUCCAGAGGACGAUGCCCCAUUCUUGUGUCUAAAAGAUCUUGUCUGUAAAAUCGAUUCUUUAUUCCCUGUCAAACUUGUUAUUACGUAUGUUUCAGAGUAUGUUUUCGAAUUAUCUGUGAAAACUUUUCUGUUAUUUCAGAAGUGGAGCCAAUAAUUUAUCAUCUACAUAUUUAAAACAAUCCUAUAUUUCCCCCUCAUUUCAGAAGGUAAAUGCGGAAAUGAUUUCCGUAGUUAUAGCCGGUUGAUUUAUCGACGAUCAAUUAACUGCGGUCGGUAUGCACCCCUAAGUCGGGGGAGGGUUUCAGCUACUGCUAGUUCAAAAAACUGAUCACGGGUCCGGUGAGAGGGCGUAAGAUCGCGGGACCUUUCUACUCGAUGGGGACUACAUCAUUAUACCGACACACACUGUCAGCCUGACGUCAUUUUGAAAUUGAAUCUGCGUUGUAGCCCACGACUCCACAAUCCAUUUCAGAUGCCGAAGAGAUGUGAUUGCAUCAUGAUGAUAUAUUAACAACUGAAUUAUCUGAUUGUAACUGCACCCUCCGUUGAAAUAAUGGGUUUGAUGUACCCCGGGUUUCGAGAGAUGAGAGCAUGGCGCAUGUCAAGCGCAUGUCAUCCGUCGCUAUCCGCUGCUAUCAGCACGUCAGUGGUCAGCGAAAGGGGGUGUCAAUAGCCCCGCAAUGGUCGAAAUGGGGAGCACAAAUUUCGUAAACGUUCAGGAUUAAUAAUAACCCGACGACGAUACUUUUCAGUAACAAACAAUAGUUUAUUCGAGACCAUGGCGGAAUUAGCUGGACCAAUUCUCCACGUUAUUGUUGUCGGAUUUCAUCACAAGAAAGGCUGUCAGGUCGAAUAUUCAUAUCCACCACUGGUCCAAGAUGCUCCAAACGAGUGUCCGAUCGGCUGGAAAUAUUUGCCAACUCUUGCUUUGCCCGAUGGAUCUCAUAACUAUGAUGAAGAUACUGUUUAUUUUCAUCUACCCAGUCUCAAUGAUUCAAAACGCACAAUAUAUGGAGUUUCAUGUUUUAGGCAAAUUCCAGUUGAGAAGCUGAAGAACAGGACUUCGGACAUUACUAGAGGAACGGUGCAAAAAUCUGUCUGUGUUCUAAGCACAUUACCAUUAUAUGGUCAUAUCCAAGUCAAGAUGGCACUAAUAACGCAUGCAUACUUUGACGAAGGAGACUUUAGCAAAGUAUCAUUACUUGAAGAUACUUAUCGCCAUCUCAAUUCUUGUAUGAGUGGUGAAAGUCAAAUUCCACCACAAAUAUUUGUUGGAUUGUCUGCCAGAGAUUUCAUUCUGCACUUUCGUCACAAGGCUUUGCUCCUCUUCAAGCUACUUCUUCUUGAAAGAAAAGUCGUAUUUUAUCAGUCUCCGGUACAGCCGUUAUGCGCCGCGAUUCUGACUCUAUUAUCUCUGCAUCCAGGUAUGAUCGAACAUGGAAUGCAUCAGGCAGCUUGCGUCAGAACUUCCCGACCCAUGUCUCCAAUACCCAAUUUUGACCAGGAAGACAGUCCUGUGAGAAAAGUGGAUUCAAAUUUGCAUAGAGAAGUUGCGUCAAGAGAUCCUCAGAACAUUGAUGAAAAAUCAGAGAAUGUACCAAUAUAUAUGAAUGAUAAUAAGACCAUCGAGACCAUGGAAGGAAAGUGUAUGGACGAAAUAACUAUUUCGCCGAAUAAAAAUUACAAAAAUGAUGAUACCGGCACCAAGGUGAUACCUACUGUCGAAACAAAGGACUGUGACGAGUCUACCACGGAUGAAAUUGAUUCAAAAAAUUCACCCAAAACUAAUGAGGGUGUUCACAGGGUCCAUAGUGUAAAUACCAUAACAUUAGGUAUGGGAGAACUUGGAAACAGUCUUCCCAGAGAUACAAGUAGCGACGCACUUUCUGAUGCUCGUAUGACCAGUAAUAUCACUCAAAUUGCCCACGUCAAUCCCGAACUUUGUGGCCUACCCCUUGCUCUUUUUGCAAAGGGCUACUUGUGUUUGCCAUACUUGUCACUGCCAUACCUUGACCUAUUGGGUGACGUAAAUGUCAGAGGUUACAUAGUAGGAGCCACAAAUGUUCUAUUCAAGCAGAAAAAACAAUUGAUCGAUGUUUUGAUAGAGGUUGAAACUGCCAGAAUAGAGGCAACCGAUCCAGAAUUGAGGCGGCAGCUGCAUCUGACGACCGAGGACUUGAGAUUUGCUGACUACGUAGUGAGGCAUGUAGCUGAGCCGAGAAAAGAUGUUUUAUUGGACGGAGUAGGAUGGGAGGGCGGAGAUGAAUGGAUCAGAACGCAAUUUCGAGUAUAUCUCUUGAGUUUGUUGAGAACUUCAUUGCAGGCGGAUACUCGUCAGUCAGAUCAUUUCAACUCCACAUUUGUGGCAGCAUGGAAAAAUACUCACAAUUACAAAAUGUGGAGUAGCAUUGAUAAGCCAGAAAUCAAUAGCGUUGAGAUUGGUCAUCCGUUUGCAGGACAACUCUCAGUCCAAGAUAUGAAGCUGCGUCUUUCCCAUACGAUGCAAAAUACAGAAAGCGGGCGGAAACUUAAUCAAGCAAUGGCUUCUACUGGUAGAGCGGUAGCCACAACCGGUAAAGCUGUAGGUGGUGCAAUCUCACAAGCAAAGGGCGCGUUUUCAAACUGGUGGACUACCUUAACAACGGUUCAAGCAACAGACACCGAAGAAGGAAUCGAUGAAAUUGUUGGAGAGUGUGAGGAAUCAAUUCAGAAUUUAGCUAAUGAGUCUAGUGUGGGUGUAGAAUCUCUCGAUACAAAUCCACAGAGUCAAACAGAUAUUUCUGUUGCUACAGAUUAAUUAUAAAUAACGACGUAGUAAUUUCAUUUUCAUCUUAGUAAGAAUCAAGGACCGUUACUCUAAUUCAAUAGAUUUCAUUUUCAACGAUCAAGUUAAGUAUAACAUUUGUUGAGUUCAAGAUUUUCACCGAGCAUUUGAUUUUCACAUUCUUCUCUCUAUGCAUGCACCUCCCAUAGAUGUGUAGAUCAUUUAUUAUUAGCAAGAUCCCAUGUUUCUCUGAAAUAUCGAGACAUUACUUAGAAAUUUAGUACAGUGGCCGCAACUGAUUAUAGAUCAAUCGUCAUGGUGGGCUUUGUUAUUAAUAUGUAAAUACUGAAUCAUGAAAAACAAUCAACGCGUAUAUUGCAUAGCUAUAAUUUUAACAUCCGUUCUUUGGUAUAAUUUUAUUUUGAUAAAUUUUCCAUGUAGCUAAUUUUUUGGGAAAACUUUUAUGAACCAUUUAGUCAAUAUGGUGACUGUUUGGAAAAUAUAAUUUUGUUGUACCGUAUCAGAAUACCAUUCAAUACAUGGCAAGUAGAAUAUUAUUUAUUUUAGAUUAUACGAAACCAGGGUCGUUUUUAUAUAAUAAUUUAAUUGUAGUACCGUAUAGGGAUAUAGAAAGUGUUGAGUUUCAUUAGAGGGGGUUGUAAUUAAUAUGAUCAUCAUACUAGUAAAUAAGAAUCUGAUAAACAGUAAUAUAUCAAAACGAUUACUUUGCAUAGCCGAGUACGUUCACUUAUAUAAAGUUAGUUCUUCUUUGAUUUGGAGCAAAAAAAAUAAGUGACUGGUCAUGAUUUACAAUCAAAGUAACAAAUGCAGAAAAGCUGUGGCUGGAAGAUAUGAUUCAUAAUCUGUGCAUCAAACUUAGUUAUAUUAAUUCAAGUAUUUCCUUUAGCUACUACAUUUGAAUUAAGAAAUCGUAUUAUUAAACUGAACUUAACGUGAUGUGAUAAAAUAAUAUUUAUAAUUAAAUAAGAAGUCAGAGUAGCAAUAUGUGACACAUGUAUUAAUAAUUUUUUCCACUUUUUUGAUAUAUGUGUAAAUCUUUAUUUUGACUUAAAUUUCAUUCGUCAUAAAACAAUAAUUUUUUUAACUAUACAAUGAAAAAGUAUACCAUACAUUGAGAGGCUUCUAUGAACUUAAUAUUAGCUAAAAUCUAGGUAUGUGUCUUACUUGAAUUGGACGUGAUGUACUUUACGUAGUAAUUUUUGUCAUUGCCAUUAUAAAAAAAAAAAUAUGUAUAGAUGAGGAUUGGAAAACAAAAAUCCGUUAGAAAGAAAAAUCUAAUAACAUGGGAUAACGCAACUAUUCAUCAUUAAGUGUUAGGAAUCCCUUUUUGCCUCCCCCUACAUCUUACGUACGUAUACGCAAACGAUUUGUAAGAUUUUUGUAACUGCGUAAUAGAGAGAAAAAGAAAAAGAAAUCAAUCUGUA